This is a messenger RNA of Rhinopithecus roxellana (golden snub-nosed monkey), 1053 nucleotides long. Its product is annotated as protein enabled homolog. Bases 105 to 512 code for a protein of 135 amino acids. The record is from RefSeq and is a predicted model, not a curated record. The transcript is spliced from 2 exons. NCBI's taxonomy places the organism in Eukaryota, Metazoa, Chordata, Mammalia, Primates, Cercopithecidae.
CCUGUGCCUUGGCUCCUGCCGCUUCCUACGCGGGAAACCCGUGGCGUUCCUCCUGCUGUGUCAGCAUCCAGCACGCUGCCAGGCGCAGCUCGAGGGCAGAGUCCAUGACGAAAUUCCUACGAGCUUCUUCUGCCCCGCACCCCACCCGGACCCCUCCGCAACACCUGGCGUCCUCGGCAUUCCUGGGCAGGACCCGUCCCCGCCCCAGCCCUCCCGCAGCUCCUAGGACUGUAGUCUUCGCAGUCAGCACGUCUGCGAUGAGCGUGCAGCGCGUCAACCGUUUGGAUUCUGCGAUGUCCCCGCCAGGUCUGAGCCGGACCCGCGCCAGUACUCGCGAGACUCGAUCCGCGCCCGCCAUAGAGUUGCGGUCCUCCGGGAUCCUAGAGGGGCGUCCCCCCCCCCCGCCCCUACUUCCGGCGCGCGUGCGGCAGGGCGUUGUUCUCCCUCCCGGGGGUGGGUGCUUGCCACCGCCGGUCUCCCUCCCGGGGGUGGGUGCUUCCCACCGCCGGUAGAGUGAAGGGUGAGUGGGGCUAUUUAGCAGGGCGGUCCUGGCUGUUUCCCAAAACCGCCCCUAUCCCGCAUCAGGCCUCCGCGCCGCCUAUCUUUGACCCCUCGGCCACAGGCCGGGCCUCGGCUGUGUCUGGGGCCCUGCCAGCCGCUCCGUAGGUCAAUCCCGCCAUCCGUUUCCACUUGCCCACUCAGCCACCCGCCUUUUCGGUCAGCUGACGCCUCAGGCGCUUACCCAGCGUGUCCUGUGUCGGGUUGCAGGCUCAGGAGUCUGACACGCGCCAGUGGGCUCCUUCCUGCCACUUCUCACGCAGCGCUUUUGAGACGGGUCUCGGCCUUCCUCUUGACUCCCCGAGUCUGGGCUAGAUCCUUUCUCAGUCACUCUGGGAACACCUGCCUUCCCCUUUGUAAUUUUUGUCACAAUUAAAUUAGGUAAUGCUUUCUGUUUAACGUCUGCCUCUCUCUACUAUUUUUAAGUUCUGUAAUGGCAAAGACGCUGUCUUGUUCGUAACUCUUUGGUCAGCACCUGGCACAAAUACCUGCACA